UUUUCCGGAUGGAAUGUCCACAUCACUGGGAUCUCCGGGAAAGGGAGAGGUGAAAGACUAGAGACAAUUUAUUCUCUGAGGAUUUUAAAGGACAGGAGGCCAACAGCACAGCACAGACUCAAACUCCUGAUUGUUAAGGAAAAAGAAUACCAGGAAAUAAAGGAGAAGAUAGACGAAAGAGAAGUAUCAGCUCUAAAAGAGGAGCUGACCAAGCUGAAGGCUUUCGCCCUGCUAGUUGUAAAGGAGCAACAGAGUCUGACUGAGCUGGUGGAGGAACAGAGGCGUAGUGUCAAAGAACUGACCGCCAUCACUGACCACAUCAAGCAGGACGUCGGAGCUGCUUACUCCAGUGCAAAGGAGGAGGAGCUUGAAUCCCUGCAUCUGGAGGUGGAGCACCACAACCAAGUUUCCAUCUCCAACCAAAACCAGAUCACCAUGACAGCCCUGAGUCUUCUGUCAGAGGUGGAGGUAUUGAGGAGAAGGGUGGUGGAAAUGGAGGGGAAGGAUGAGGAGCUGAUACGCAUCGGGGACCAGUGUCGAGACCUGGACCGCAGACUAGCGAGGGAGAUCAGCCACUGCCGUAGCCUGAAGGUUGAGGUGGAUAGCCUCAGUGGCAGAAUCAGUGAAUUGGACAGGAUAGAGAAGGCUUUAGUUAAGAGCAAACAGGACUGUAGUACUCUUAAGUGCAGCUUGGAGCGAGAGAGAGAGGUGAGCAAGAUGCUGUUGGGUGAGCUUGACACUAUGAAAGUCAGGGUGAGACAGCUAGAAGCUGCAGAAGGCCAAAUGGAAAAGAGUGAAGCGACGAUUAAACAGGACCUGGCAAAGCUCAGGUCACUGACUGUAGCUUUGGUGGAGGACAGAAAGACCAUGACUGAGAGGCUGAGGCAGGCUGAGGAAAAACUCAACAGGAAGGAGGGCAAAAGAAAUGAGCAAAGCAAUUUGGCAACAAUGACAGAAAGACUGAGAGAGGAGAGGCAGCAGGCACUGCGAUCUCAAGCGGAUUUAGAGGAAAGGUUUAAGAGCAUAGCAAGGGAAAAAGAUGAGCUCCAACACAGACUGCAAACAGAAGAGGGGAGGAACGGAGAGCUACAGAAUAAAAUAACUAUCAUGAAGAAAAGGUUACAGGUCUUGGAAAACAGGAAAGAAAAAGAGGAAAAGUACACACACAGCUCUGUUCAAAACAACACUAACCAUCACUGCCAAACAGAGGACAACAAAGUCAAAGAACUGACCCAGGAGCUAGACAGGCUGCGAAAGAGACUCCAGGACAAGGAGGUAUUGGAGGGAGAACUGUUGAAGGUGGAAGAGGACUUUGAGUCCCUGGAGAAGAGGUUCAAGGAUGAACAAAAGAGGUCCAGGGCUCUAACAGAGGAACUAGAGGUGGCAAAGAGGGAGCUUUCCAGAUACGAGCAGGCCGAGAAGCAGGAGGUCAGUCAGGAACACCUUCUCCUUUGUCGUCUUCAGAAGGAGCAGGUUAAGUCCAGACUGUUGGCCAGAGAAGUAGAUACCCUGAAGGAGAAACUGCAGAAGCUGACAGGGACCGAGGAAUCCAUCUGCAGGGUGCAGACGGAUCACUCCUCACUGCAGAGGAAAUUGACCCAACAAGAAGCCAGGAACAGAGAACUGGCCAGAGAGAUGAAGGAACUGAGUAGUGAGCUAGACAGAUACAGACGAAUCAAGAAUCUGACCCAUGGUGCUAACAGACAACACUUUUCAGAUCUCCAUCAGACCACCAAAGAGGUGCAAACUGAGCCAGAAGACAGCCUGCCUCCUGACUACAGUGAGCACAAUGAGACACUAGAUGAAGAAAAUGAUGACAAGGACCCAAACCACAAUGGACAAGUCAUAAACAGAAGAAGCUCUCUCGUUAACAACCUCAACAGCUUGAACAGCGCAAAUAACAACGUAAGCCAAUACAGCAGCCAUUCAGGGAAUGGCAUAGAUAUGCACCAAACGGUUAAUGGAGAGGUGAUGAUGUUAACGCACACACCGGGGCAGCCCUUGCACAUCAAGGUAACACCGCAUCAUAUACUCAACACAGCCACACUUGAGAUCAGCAGCCCCACUGGAGACACAGCAACAUCCUACACCAGCACAGCUGUCAUUCCAACGAGUGGAGCCUCACCCAAGCAGAGAAUUACCAUCAUCCAGAACUCAGGUCUACCUGCAGUUAGUACUAAGACCCCCCCGUCAAGCCCUGAUUGCACCAUCUCCCCGCUUCAGGGUACAACCAUCAAUCGGAUGUUAAGCCCAAAUUCAUCACGCUCUGUGACACCCGACCACAGCAACUCCCCAAUUCAGAUUGUUACAGUCAGGACCUGCUCUCCAGAGCCAGUAGACGCUGCAAACCAGGCUUCUUUCUGCAAGACUCCAGAGUGGCAGAACAGUUGGCAACAUCAGAAGUCCAGCAGUACCGACACAAGUCCCAGUAUCAUUACCACAGAAGAUAACAAGAUCCAUAUCCAUCUGGGGAGCCCGUACAUCCAGUCUCUGAACGGCCUGACACACAGCCUCCCCCAGCCCGUUGGACCGUACUAUCUUCGACACGAGCAAAGGACUCAAGUGCUCGCCAAUGGCUGUCAUGUCAAAGGUGCUGGCAAGAUUACAAGUAGCAUCACUAUAUCCCCUGCUACCUCUCCAGCCUCACACUCUUCAAAUAUUACAGUAAGUGGCCUUUGUGAUUAGGUGAAGUUACAUAGAUUCUGAACAUGCAGUAUUAUGUUUUCAGUCACAUUCCUGGACUAGUUAACUAGAACAACACACUUCCUCUAAUAAUAACCAAGAAUUUGUUGUAUUUGGUAAUAAUGAGCAUAUAAAUGCUUUGUGGUGUUAGUCCUACAAGAGCAUUUGUAAAACUUACUUUAUCUAAAUAAUGUGUACCUAGACUUACUGACUUUAACAACCCUUUGUUUGUUGUUUGUAUGACAUGUGUGUCUACUACCUGUAUGAGAGGGGAGAUAUCAACACAAUCAAAUGUGUGAUGUGCUUUUCAUAAUUUUGUGUUUCAUUUAUGUUUAUUUUUUCUGUUUAUUAAAAGUGUUUGUGUUGUUUUUA
Molecule: messenger RNA, 3054 nt
Organism: Seriola aureovittata
Lineage: Eukaryota; Metazoa; Chordata; Actinopteri; Carangiformes; Carangidae
Product: filamin A-interacting protein 1-like
Exons: 2
Coding region: 436-2685 (749 amino acids)
Source: RefSeq, a predicted model, not a curated record